Messenger RNA from Apus apus (common swift), 1077 nucleotides. RefSeq names its product transmembrane protein 41A (gene TMEM41A). The transcript is spliced from 4 exons. The record is from RefSeq and is a predicted model, not a curated record. NCBI's taxonomy places the organism in Eukaryota, Metazoa, Chordata, Aves, Apodiformes, Apodidae. Bases 19 to 867 code for a protein of 282 amino acids.
CCGGGCGGGCCCGGCGGGAUGUGGCGGCCGCUCGGGCUGCUCCUCGUCUUCGGGGCCGCCACGGCCGCGCUCUGGCUGCUGUCGGUGCGGCUGAGUGCGGGGCAGGCGGGCAGGCCGCUGCGCUUCCCGUCCGACCUGGAGGAGCUGCGGGAACUGGCCGCGGCGCUGCGGGACUACGAGCAGCGGCACCGCGGCGCGGCCCUGGCGCUGUUCUGCGCUGCCUACCUGUACAAGCAGAGCUUCGCCAUCCCGGGCUCCAGCCUGCUGGUACGGCCGGGCCUCGGGAGGGGGCUGGGGGGGCUCCCGUCCCUGUCCCCGGGCCCCUCACCCCCCGUCGCCCCGCAGAACGUCCUGGCCGGCGCGCUCUUCGGGCCCUGGACCGGGCUGGUGCUCUGCUCCGUCCUCACCUCCCUGGGAGCCACCUCCUGCUUCCUGCUGUCCCGCCUGUUCGGGAAGCAGCUCCUGGUCGGCUACUUCCCCGAUCAAGUGGCUCUGCUGCAAAGGAAGGUAGAAGAGAACAGGAGCUCCUUGUUUUUCUUCUUGUUGUUCCUGAGGCUGUUCCCCAUGACGCCAAACUGGUUUCUGAAUCUCUCGGCUCCCAUUUUAAACAUCCCUCUGUCCCAGUUCUUCUUCUCCGUUCUCAUUGGUCUUACACCAUAUAAUUUCAUCUGUGUGCAGACAGGAGCCAUCCUGUCACAGAUCACCUCCCUGGAUGCCAUCUUCUCCUGGGGCACACUGCUCAAGCUUCUUGCCAUGGCUGUGGCAGCACUGAUACCAGGGGCUCUCAUCAAGAAAUACAGCAAGAAGCACUUGAAGCUGGAUGAAGACAAGCAAGCUCAGUUACUCAAUGGCAAGAAGAGCUUGUGAUGGAGCUGCCCCAGAUAUUGGGGUCUCUGUUCCUGGGGGUUAUAUUCUGCAUGCUCUGUGGACCAAGGACCAUUGCAGAUUUUAAUCAUUCUCCUAAGAGGAGGUGUGAGGUUCUUAUUUGUAAUGAGUGUGUAGUUGUGCCUGGAUCUGCACACGAGCACUGUACAGGGGCUUUGUGAACACUACAGUCAUUUGCCUGUUUCUUUUAAA